Molecule: messenger RNA, 3224 nt
Organism: Haliotis rubra (blacklip abalone)
Lineage: Eukaryota; Metazoa; Mollusca; Gastropoda; Lepetellida; Haliotidae
Product: inhibitor of nuclear factor kappa-B kinase subunit epsilon-like
Exons: 19
Coding region: 189-2372 (727 amino acids)
Biological process (GO): peptidyl-serine phosphorylation
Cellular component (GO): cytoplasm
Molecular function (GO): ATP binding; protein serine/threonine kinase activity
Source: RefSeq, a predicted model, not a curated record
GUGAUUCCACGCAUGUCAAAUGACCUUUCAUAUCACGUGGUACUCACAGUAUAUAUGAUGUCAGAAGUAUCCCCAGUGUCGUGUCCAUGACAAUAUGACCAUGGUGCCAGAGCUAAAGUAACAAGUCUUGCGGUGCCUAGAGCAUCUGUCAAGACUAGUCUCCUCUACAAGUUGAGGAGGUGCAGUAGAUGCUGCUGAGGAUCAACGACCUCCUGACAUGCGUGAACACCACGCUGCGACUACUACGACUGUAUACAAUGCUGCGAAUCACGGAGGGCUCUUUUGGCCGAACCACGAGCCAUAUCUUCUUCACUAAAAAUAAAAUCGGCACGGGAGCCUCGAGCGACGUUUUCAUCGGCGUUGAAAAAGCGACAGGCGACACUCACGCCCUGAAGAUCUUCAAGGAUGCCCAGUGGAGCAACUCUCAAGAAAACAUUCGAGAAGUUGAAGCUUUGACGAAAAUGUCCCAUCGAAACAUUGUGGGGUAUUUUAGACGAGAAGAGGAGUACGGCACCGGUAAAAGUGUUCUGGUGAUGGAGUACUGCUCGGGGGGAAGCCUGCACUCCUUUCUCCAACAGCCAGAGUAUAUGAAUGGCCUUGAUGACAAACAGUUCCUCAUCUUUCUAAACGAUACGUGUCAAGGAUGGAAGUAUCUCCGACAACGUGGCUUUGUCCACCGCGACAUCAAGCCGGGGAACAUAUUGCGGGAUGAGAAGCCAGAUUCUAGUGUGGUCUACAAGCUGGCUGACUUUGGGGCCAGCAAGAGAGUUGACAAGGACAAUGGCGAGUUUAUGUCUCUCGCUGGCACCGAGGAGUAUCUGCAUCCAGCGAUGUAUGAAAAGGCCUUCAUGGGUAGCGGUGGCAAUACGGUGUUCAACGAGUCCGCAGAUCUCUGGAGCCUCGGCGUCACCAUCUACCACGCCUGCACCGGCGACAUCCCCUUCAAACCUUACGGCGGCGUCCGCAAGAAUCGAAGUGUCAUGUUCAUGAUGAUCACAUGCAAACCACCAGGGACGAUAUCAGGAGAGCAACGUUCGCCCUCUGAAGACAUCAGGUGGAAGAGGACGCUACCAGACACAUGCAAUCUGUCACCGGCUAUUCGAGAGGGGACGGCGUCGAUUAUAGCUGGUCUGUUAGAAGCAGAUCGGAAUCGGCAGUGGACGUUCCAGACACUGGAGAACUCUGUACAGCGGCUGGUCAGUCUGAAGAAGUUCACAGUAAUCAGUGCUGAAGAUGCGGCACUCCACAACAUCUAUACCUCACGAUCACCUAGCAUGUCCGAGCUUCAGGAAGCCAUUGCCAUGGUGACGGAAGUUCCAGCUCCGCACCAAAUGCUCUUCCAUCGUGACCAGCGCCUGUGGGAAGUGGUCAGUACUAGUUAUCCGUUGACAUCAGUCAACGCAGACGAAGAAGAACCAGUCAUCCUAGUCAACAAAUACGAAUCCGAGGAGGACAGUCGCUCCAACCGUGCUCUAGAUCAACCAUCAACGUUUGGAGCCCGUCCAUCUCUAGAUUCCGACAUGAAGACAGCGUCUAAACUCUGUGUGUUUGUGUUCCGCCUCCUCCUACAAGUGAUCGCCUCAGCCAGGGUGGAGAAGGGUCAGCAGCGAGCUAAGCUGUCACUGUGGUCCUGGAAAUAUUUGUUUACAAAAGGUAGAAAAGUUCCGGGUUUUGUCCGAAAACGUGCCAAGAGAGGUUGUAAGUCCCGCUUCGAAAUGAUGAGAUGUUACGAAUCGACAAGGAAGGAAAUCAGCCGUGAAUCCAACACGACUAUAACACAGAACACAAGCACAGCGAAACAGUUGAUAUUUACAAUCCAUCGGAAACUUUGUCUGCUGAAGAAAGAAAUAUGUACUUUUAGAAAAAAUCUGAACGAAGAUUUCGAUUUAUCGGCCAUGAACUCAGGGAGUUUGGAUCAAUCUGAAAGUCCCAAUACGCUGAAAAGCAUGUUUGAAGAAGCAAAAUCUAUUUUACGAAGAAUCCGAAGCAGGAAAAGUUCGCUUCCGCUGUCGGAAUGUGAAGAACUUAUGCACAAGAAGGACAGGAGGGACUUAGAACAGCUGUGCCAACAAAGCAUAUCUUCCUGGCAGAACCACUACAUGUGUCACAAACACCCAUCACAUCUCAAGUUCAAGAAAUUCAAGAGGGUGUAUCUGGAGCAUCAGGAAAGGCUGCUACAUUUCCACAAGAUGCUCGAGGAUCUAGAGUUGGAGAGUACAGUUUUUACUGAAAAACUUAAUGAGUUUGGACAAUCGUCGGACAUUGCUUGGAGACAUAUAGCUUCAAGUAUUGCCACGUUGUUUCAGUGUGAUCCAUCUCCGCGUCCACAGCACAGCGUCAGGCACCUGACAGAAGAAAUGCGAAAGCAAUAAAAACGGUUUAGGGACCUUAUGGACCAUCUACCUGAACUGGAGGUGCUUAACAUUGAUGUCUAAAUACAUAUCGACAUGCGUGUGCUUUAGAAGGACUAAGACAUAUGGACAUACAAGAGCCGGGCCUUGUUAUCGUGGCGCAUAUGUUAUAUUGUGUGUGUAAUGUGGAGUGUUGGAGAUGCUGACAUAUAUACAAACAUUGUGUUGGCUGGACAUAUGUAAACUCAAGUGCUAUGCAAAAAAGCAAAUCUGUGAUAUACUCUGCUGACAACAGGUCAGUGAGUCUGUGUACGUCAAUCUGUGAAACACUCUCCGUCAGACAAUAGAAGUGUGACGAGAUAAGUACAUCCCGAAGCAGCUUUGUCACGUGAUGUCUGGAUAUCGCAACAAAGCAAAGCUACAAUAACAAGGGAUGUACGGAUCUUACCGUAAUACACAAUGUAUUGGCCUACAAACAUCAACAGGGUUAUCUGCCAUGGAACCGUAUCAAGAUCCAUCCUAAACUGUGCAUUCAUAGCCCGACCUUGGAGGAAGACAGUCAGCGAGAAGCGUGACCUGAUACAGGAUCAGUGCUUGGAUAUUGGAUUUAUGGCUGAAUCCUGGGUUAAACCAAAUGGCGAUGGAGCUCUCAGAAGAAAUAACGCAUGUUGGUAGUUGUAUCAUCGGCAUCUCAUGAUGCAUUUAUUCAUCGUGUAAUAGUCUGACGACAAUGGUUAUGAUUCAGAUCCAUUUUGAUUCAACCUCUGUAAAUGUCUAUGAUCUCAAAAGCUCUGAUUUCUAUGGUGAUGAUCUUUUGUCUGAUAAAUAAUGUGAAUUAUAAUGUUUUACAUUAAUAAAAGUGCAUACACCUUU